GACUGGACUUUGGGCGAGUUCUUGUAUCAUACAUUUCUGUCUGGGGACAAUGUACAUCGUGAGCAGAGCCAUGCCCAGAGAGUGUCGAGAUUUCUGAAGGGGCAGGAUCGUGUCUACACCCCUGGUUCUAUAUUGGAUCUAUGGAUGCGGCACCCUGAUGGUGCACUGCGGCGUCCUGAUGGUACACUGGACAAAGAGAGGACUGAAUGGGCACGAGUGAAAGAUACCCUUCCGGAGGAUCGCAAAACGGCUGCCUCAGUUCGCGUCGCCCUCACACGUUUCUCUGCAGAGCUUGUCCGAAAGCACCUCAUAGGAGAGGCUGAGCGGGCCCGCCCCGUUGAACAGGUGAGCAAACUUUAUCUACGUCUCUCUCCCUCAGCAUUUCUCAACAAGUUCGUGCAGGUUGUCACCAACGUCAUCAUCAACCUCGACUUCUCGCGAUCGAGCCACGCCAACUUGGUGCCUAUCUCCCGCACCCUCCACCUCUUCGCACUCAGCACUCCCUACGACGCAUACCCCUACCUGUCCCGCAUCGGCAUGACCACGGCGUACUCUACCGGCUUACACGUCCUGAACACGUUGGCGGACACUGAAUCCCAUGCCGUGCGCGAGCUGGGAGCGCAAGUAGGCACCCCCAUCUGCAUCAUAAUGGACAACGUACAACACUAUCUCAAGCAGCGUGACGCUUGGGUCGGGCGCGCGAACGGCAUCGUCAUCGGCAUUGCCGCCACGUUCGUGGAGAACCCGCACAUCUCGUUGUCUGCGCUUGACUUCGACGACAAGCAGACUCGCUUGGCGACCAACCUCCGCGCGUCUCUCACUGUCACGCAGCUCUUGAAGUUCAUCGACCAGCCCCACCAGGAGACCGUUGGUGUCCUUUCCCUGUUGCGCACCCUCGUGGAAUACAUCCCGGAGCUGAACAAGUACAGCACCAACGUGACAACAUGCUAUCGCACCCAGGCCGCGAAGAUUCCCCUCAACCCGGCCGGAUACCGUGUCCAUCCACUCGGCUCCAGUGCGAAGAACGAGAACAUCACGACAGAGUUGAAAGAUGCUUUGCUCGACUUCCUCGGUCAGGUGGGCCAAGAUUACGCACACUCCAACCGCCGGCUCACCCUGUGCAUUGGUGACGGGCUCACAUACGAACGUAUCUUGCAAGUGAAGGAUUACCUGCGCUUCCAUGACGACCCUUUCCAGAGCCUUGCGGUGGUUGAGCCUGUUCUCGCCCCGUGGCACACCGCUUGGGCAGACCUCAGCCGCAUCUUCAGCACUCACUGGGGUAGUCUCGUGACCAAGGAUCCAUCCAAGCUCGGGUUCAGCGCCGCGAAGCUCCAUCGACGCGCACCUUCAAACCUCAAGAAACCUGAUUUCAACCAGGGCUUUGAGAUCCUGGAGACGACUCACGACGCACACAUUCUGGACUGCUUCCGGGUUUACUACUGUACGGACAAUAUCUUCAAGUAUUUCGCCGACCUGAAAAGCAUCCCAAGCUUCGAAGACUUGAAGCGCGAUGCUGAGCAGGUGUAUCAUAUGUUCUGCACACACCUGGCUGGAGAACGAGCCGUCGAGCCUCGUGCUGAUGAUCCGCCUACCUCUAUUGAAACAAGCCCCCCGUCAUCGGCACAGUCUUCCCAAGUGGGAAAGCACUCAAAAUGCGGUCCCGAAGGCUGUUUCUGUGUCCCUUUGGGUACCUCCUGGCUGCGGUGCCAUCCGACAAGCCCCGCUACGACACUGCCACCUAGCACUGCGACUGGUGCUGUUGCCGAUGUUCCUCAGAUGACGCCAGAGUCUCCAGUGGCUGCUCAGAAGACGACCAGGGCUAGAAAGAAGGCCAAGAAGGCGUUGGUCCCCUUCCUUGGGGAUCGUGUCCUCGCCGACUCCAUCAACUUCCUACGCGAGGGCAUAGUGCUGCGCGAGAUGAUAUAUGCCAUCGCUGAAGGCGACGUGGGUCGCAUAUAUGAGGCGAUGAAGGUUAUGUUGUUCACAUUCGCCGGAUCUCCUGGUAGCCGAUACCCCAACUAUCUCCUCACCUUCAUCACUGCUCUCGAGCUCGAGUCAAGCAUCGAUCUACGUCACAGUAUCCUCGCAAGCCUCGUCGUCAACUUGAAGGGCCAGCCUGGCAAGUUCACUGCUGCCGACCUUGUUGAAGAGUACUUCAACCGCCUCCUUCAGGCAAUUGCGGAGCGCAAAGGCGCUGAGUACAACACCAAGUUCAUGCGUCACACUGUGUCACGAAACCUCUAUCAUCUCUCGCGUCUAUGCAACGAUAUGAACGAGAGUGUCGGGCUUGCCAUGCGCUCUGGUCGACACACCGCCCCACGCCGCCUUGCCGACAUCCGCAUUCUCACGGACGAGUUUCGGCGUCAGCAGCUUCACCUCCGGCGCCCUGGUCGCACAUUCACACCUGACGACGAGAACCAGAACGUUAAGCCUAGCAACUUUCGAAGUGGUGUCAUCAAACUGCGUACGAAGAAGCUGAAACAGUGGAUCCACAGCUCGAACUCAUCCCGAGGAGCCACCACCACCUCGACUGCACCCGUGAGCUCGGCAGUUUGCGAUGAUGAGUCCGACGACUCAGAUGAGGAUCUCCCAGCCACUGCAGAAGAGCUCAUUCAGUCGCUCGACAAUGGGAUUCCUACGUGGGAGCUUCAAGACGGCAAGCUUGUUCAUGACGAGAUUAACAUCGACGACGAGGCUGUGCGCAUGCUGGAAGGCACCGACGACCCGACUUUGGUGGAUGAUGGUUUAGUUAAUGUGGCAAGUAACGGGGAGGCGAGUUGUGCAGAUGACAUGUAA
Epithele typhae is the source of this 2796-nucleotide messenger RNA. RefSeq lists its product as uncharacterized. Lineage: Eukaryota; Fungi; Basidiomycota; Agaricomycetes; Polyporales; Epitheliaceae. The transcript has 5 exons. The record is from RefSeq and is a predicted model, not a curated record. The annotation marks the transcript as partial.